This is a messenger RNA of Sphenostylis stenocarpa, 273 nucleotides long. NCBI's taxonomy places the organism in Eukaryota, Viridiplantae, Streptophyta, Magnoliopsida, Fabales, Fabaceae. The record is from the annotation of a GenBank genome assembly.
AUGUCUCAAUUGUUGUCGAUGUCACCCGAAACAGUGGAAGAUGUAUGGGACAGGUUUCAGCGUUUGCUUCAGUCACUUGAAAUAGUUCCAGACAUUCAUUUACCUUCUUACAACCUUGUUGGAUUACAAAAACUUGAGAGUCAUAAUUCUCCUUUUGUGCUAAAAAAACUCUGCCACUAUAUUCGGGUGACUGGGAAAUUGGUGAGUCUGGAGAAUACUAAUGGAGAUCUCAACGUGAGAAUCAAACUUGUGGAGUUCCCACCAGCUAACUAG